UCUGUAGAAGGAUAUAUACACUGAAGUGAAGCAGAAGAUUUGAGUUAAAGUGGAGAAUAUGAGAAGCAGAGAUGAAUAAGAGCAAGAAUGAGGAGAAAAUGAAUGAAUUUUUUUUUUUAUAGAGAACGUGAGUGAAAGAAUGAGAAGAUGUGAAAAUAUAUGAACAAGAGUGAUGAACAUUUUGGUAAUUCAAUGAGAAAUGAUGAAAGGAUACGAUCAGCAGAAAAAUAUACGAGCAAAGGUCCAAUAUUAAGAAUUAACAACAUGAAUAACAAUUCACAAUCCAUGAGUAAAUGAGUGAAAGUUAUAAGUAACAACGAAGGACUCAAAGGGAUUGGAGUAACGAGUAAUGAGAGUAAAGAAUAUGAAUAAACAGGGAAAUACACUAGUUAUGAUAAAAGAAUGUGAACAACGCUAAAUGAAAUGUGAUAUGUCAACAAUAUAAGAGGGAAAUGGAAAAUAAAUAAGAAAUAGAGAUGCAAUGAAGUUAUACAACAUUGACGGAAAUGAGUGUGGGUGUAAGUUAAGAGUAGGAUAUGAAUAACAGUGAAAGAUGAUAAUAGAGAAAGCGUGUAGCAGUGACAUAAAAGUAUCAUGAAAAUUAAAGUACAGUGAAAAGUGAAAGGAACGGUUUAUGUGGAAAGUAGAAAUAGAAGUGAGAUAUAGGGAUAGAAGUGGAAAAUAUGAGUAAUAGUAAAGGAUUAGUAAUGAGAAUAUGAGGAACAGUGACGAAUAUGAGUGACAGUGAAGGUGAUGAGUAGCAGUGAAAUUCGUGAACAUCAGUGAAUGAAUGGUUUUAGCAUCGAUGAAUAACAUGAAUAACAGUGAGUAUAAGGACGUGAGUAGGAUGAAUGAUAUGUUCAGGGAAAUAAAUAAGAAUGAAGAAAUACGCGUAACCAUAAAGAAUAGUAUGAAUCAAAAAGAAGAAGAACAAGAAGAAGAAGAAGAAAACAAAACAGAAAAAUAAAGCAGUUAGAAUACUUUAAGGAAAAAAAAAAAAAAAAAAAAAAAACAUCAUUCAUAAUCUGCCUUGUAUGAAAGCCUCAGUAUCGAGACUUCAAGAUCAUAUAUAAACCAGUAUCCAAUAUUUAUAACUCGGAUUGAAUAGAAGCAGCUUUCAUUUGAGGUCCGAUGUAUUUGAUGGAGAAUAAGAGAGAAAACGUAUAAAUGAUUUAAUCUUAGUACUUGGGACUUAUUAUCUAAAAUUUUGUUUUGUUGAUUUUCGUCCAAGAAUUAUCGUUUAUAUGUAUAUCUUUUUUAAACAGUUUUUUAUUUUUAAUAUUAGUUUUUAAACAUUUAUUGUUAUUAUCUUAACAAGCACUCAAAAAUAUACAUGUACUUUACUCUACUGUAUAUGAUAAUGAGGUAUUAAACAGAAAAAUCGAAUUCAUCAACCCAGACGCAUUAAGAUUACAUAAAUAAUCCAGUGCUUAUGAAUAAUGAGUUGUUCAUGUUGGUGAUAAACAAGACAAAUAGAAUCAGCUAUGCAGUAUUACGCACAUCAUUUCCUCGGGUGUAUCGCGAAGAUGGAUGGACUAAGAAAAGAAAUAACCUGAGAAAUUAUCUAAGACAAUUCUAAGAAAAGAAGAAAAAAAAAAACACGUUUGUGGUGAAUUUCGUUAGAAUGGGAACCAAGUCGCGAUCAAAGCAAUUUUACGAUAACGAGAGGGCUUGGGUGUCGUUCUACACGUCGCAGGUAGUUGACCAAGAUGACCUGGAUGACGGUGACUUCGACUACCUCGGAGGGCCACGCCGCCCCUCGGGUGAGUCUCCUCGCCCCCGCUCCCCCUCCUCCCCCGCCGCCCUCAGGGCAACGGGCAGGAAUUCCCGCCGCGUGAGCCUUAUCCCUGGGGAAGCCCUGGAGCAAGCUCACGCCUCUCUCGCACUCGCUGCUUUGACACAAGUGCAUGAACAAGCCCAACAAAAUGCACAACUGCAUGAUCAGUCUCAGCAUAACAAGGCGCCGAGAGAGAAGCCCCCUGUCAUCAAGUCCAAAACGACCGACGAGGGCGGCGGGGGAGGCGAGCCGGGGGGCCAUCACGUGGGCGCCGUCACCACCGACUCCUCGCCGAUAAGGAUGAAAUCAAACCAAAGAUGGCUGAAACUCAGGACCACCGUUCAGCUCUCGGGCGCCCUCUCCUCGUCCAUGAACCGGGCCAAACCACCGCUCAAGCGAGAGGACUCCUUCAUCAAGAGGUUCUCCACACGACAGAUAGCCGAGCUUCAGGACACCGUCGACCAGACAGAUGAGGAGGACGUUAGUAAAAAUUCCACCGGAUCUCCAAAGGUUCGAAAAAAGAAGAGGCAACGGCAACCAAGAACAGUUAUCAAUCCCUAUGGAAACGUUUUCUUCUAUUGGUUGUGUAGCCUAACUAUCUGCGUCCUGUAUAACCUGUGGACGCCCAUAGUGAGACAAGCCUUUCCGGACCUUCAGAGGAAACCGCAGCCCAUGUGGUACCUGCUCGACGGGCUAACCGAUAUCGUGUUCGUGGUGGACAUCUUCGUACAGUUUCGGACGGGCUAUCUAGAACAAGGUCUUAUAGUGUACGACUUUAAGAAGCUGGCAAGACACUACAUGCAGUCCAAAAGUUUUAUGCUGGAUAUAGUGUCACUUGUACCUUUAGAUUUUUUACAAAUAGUGAUCGGUCCGCAGCCGUUAAUAAGAUUUCCAAGAUUCAUCAAGGUGUACCGUGUCUAUAACUACUACUACAUGGUAGAAUCGAGGACACUCUACCCCAACAUGUGGCGUGUCGUCAACCUCAUCCACAUCCUGCUUCUCCUCGCUCACUGGUUCGGCUGUUUCUAUUACAUGUUAUCGGAGGCUGAGCAGUUCGUAGGGGAGUGGACCUACCCUUAUGACAGUAGUCCUGAUUUUCAAACGUUAUCAAGAAUGUAUCUGGGAUCGGUAUACUGGUCAACGCUCACCCUCACUACUAUAGGGGACCUGCCGACGCCGGAGACAAACAGGCAGGUUUAUAACCUGAGCCGGCAGAGCUGGGGUCCGCGCCCGCAGCCCCUGGUGGACCCCAGCUUCCCCCGGGCGGGCCCCUACGGCGGCCAGGUAAAGGAGGGCCGCUUGCACGCCGGCCCGACGAGUCCGGAUCCUGACCCGGGGGGCACCGCCCUCGGGCCCGCCCCUAAGCUCGCUGCCGCCCACUCGUCACCUCGUCCCCGACCAACUGACGGUGGCGGUGAUGGUGACGAUGACGAUGACGAUGACGAUGAUGCUCGAGGCGUGAGCCCGGCCCGCCCUCACCCGUUCCGAUCCAGUCCGCCCACCAGCGGCCGGCCCAGCCCCGACGGCCCGGGCGGCGGCCAGGGGGGGGAGCCUGAGCCCCCCAAGCCGGGGGGGCCGCGCGCCCUGCCCCGCCGCGGACUCAAGUCUCGCCUCCUGAGGAUCAAAACCAACGCCGGAUAUAUUUUUACCAUAGUUAGCUACCUGAUAGGAGUCUUCAUCUUCGCUACUAUAGUCGGUCAAGUAGGCAACGUUAUAACGAAUCGCAAUGCAAACAGAUUGGAGUUCGAGAGAUUAUUGGACGGAGCCAAGCUGUAUAUGCGGCACCACAAGGUUCCAAGAGCGAUGCAAAGGCGUGUACAACGAUGGUAUGAUUAUUCGUGGUCUCGGGGAAGGAUACAAGGCGGCGGGGACAUCAACACCGCCCUGGGCCUCCUGCCGGACAAACUCAAGACGGAGCUGGCCCUUCACGUCAACCUCCUCACGCUCAAGAAGGUGAGCAUCUUCAAGGAGUGUCAGCCUGAGUUUCUCCACGACCUGGUGCUCAAAAUGAAAGCCUACAUCUUCACUCCGGGCGAUCUCAUCUGUCGCAAGGGAGAGGUCGCCAGGGAAAUGUUCAUCAUCGCCGACGGCAUCUUAGAAGUGAUAAGCGAAACAGGGAAAGUUCUCACCACAAUGAAGGCAGGCGAUUUCUUCGGAGAAAUUGGAAUCCUUAACUUAGACGGUCUGAACAAGCGAACGGCAGACGUCCGGUCGGUGGGCUACUCGGAGCUCUUCAGCCUCUCGCGAGAAGACGUCCUCAUGGCCAUGAAAGACUACCCGGAGGCCCAGGAAAUCCUCCAAAGCCUGGGGCGCAAGAGGCUGAUGGAGGCGCGCCACCAAGCCUCCAAGUCGGGCUCGUCGGGCUCCAGCAAGCGAGGGACGCCUUCGCCCAACAAGGAGAGUGGCCUCGAGGACAAGAAUGCCAAGAAGAUCGUGAGUCGUCUGCGCUCCGACGUGACCGCCAUCAGGAACGCCUUCAGGAGGAGUAAAGGGACCACCAGGUACACGGAGACAUUGGAACAAGACCAUAUAACAGAGCGCUCAACGGACAAUGAGACCCUCGAACUGGAGCCGCUAACGGCAGAACACCGCGCAAGCCUGGAGGACGAGGCGCCCGUCAAGCGUAUACUGAAGAGGAUCAGCGGCCGCAGCGGCAGCGACUCCUCGACGGGGACGCGCGGCGUGCUCAAGCGGAUGGCCAGGGUCACCAGCGACGAGGUCACGCAGGCUGUGAGUCCGGGGCGGGCGCCGUCCAACGAGGAGCCGCAGGGAGUGCUGGGGGCGGGCCUGCCCCUCCUGCAGCGCCUCAAGCUCCUCAAGGAAAAGGAGGAGAGGGAGGAGAAGGAGAGACAGAAGGCGAAGGAAGAGGAGGAGAGCAAGAAGGAGGAGAAGCCUCCGGAACCGGAAAAGGAGCCAGAAAAGGAGCCGCAGGUCAUCGGGGCGGGGCUUCCGCUCUUCGCCCGCCUCAGGCUCUUGCAAGCUAAGGAAGAAAAGGAGCGGAUAGAGCAGGAGGAGAGGGAGAAGGCCGAGCAGGAGAAGAAGGGCAGCCAGCCGCCCCAGGAAGGCGCCAAGGAAGAGCAUCCCGCGAAGCCGCAGCCGGAGGGACAGGUCAGCGUCGACAAGGAGGGCGCCAAGCCGAGCGAGGCCAAGGCCGAGGUCUCGGAGGCCAAGCCGCGGCCGGGCGGCCUCCUGAAGGGAAGACUCAGGGCGGCGGUGCUAACCAAGGCGCCGCCGCCGACGCUCCCGAUCAUGGAGGUGACGCCGGCGGGAGAGGCCGCCCCGCCGCCGGCGUCGGCCGACAAGGACAAGGCCUCGUCGCCGACCGCCGAGCAGAAGGAGAAGGCCGACGCGGCAGCCAAGCCGACGGCCAUCAAUGACCUGAACAAAGGCGUCGAGAAAAAGUCUCCCGAAGGUGAGAACGGAGAUAGGUUAGGUAGUGAGAAACCCCGAGAACCAAAGGACAUUCACGCGAACAGUAACAGCGUGCAGGGCGGCCAGGCUUUGGAAAGAGCUUUCGGAAAACUUUUAUCGAAAAAGCUAAACACUGCCCCCAAGGAACGGACCAGUCCGACUGUGAUAGAGAACCCGGUAGACGAUGGACUAAAGGUGCAAAAUACAACGAGCAAAGAAAAGAUAAGUCGAAGUGAUAGUUUUAAGCGCGCCAUGGACGAGGGCCUCAUCCGGAGCACGGAGGAGCCGGACCUAAACAUCAAGCCGUGCGAGGAGGCGCGCGAGGCCGAGGCGACUCCCCCGGAGAGCGAGGCCGACGCCCCGACGCCGGAGGCCGCCGACAAGAAGGCCGGGGAGAGCCAGAGCGAGAACGAGGCGUCGCCGCAGAGCGAGGCCAAGGAGAUCGCGGAGGAGCAGGCGCUCGAGGCCGAGAAGAAGCUGGAGGUGGAGGGCAAGGAGCGGCUGGAGCGGCUCAUCAGGCGGUGUGGCAGCGAGCGGAGGAGGAGCAGCUCGCCGAAGCUCGCCCGCACACCGACAUCUCGCCAGCACCACAGGGUCGACUCCCUCAAGGUACCAAGCGACGACGUCUCUCCCCCACUGUCCUCUCCCGAGAGCACCGAGACGCCGGAGAGAAAGUCUUUGAAAAGCAUAUUAAAACGCAUGUCUCGGGAGGACUCCAGAGGAAAUCUUUUGCCCCCUGAUGGUGCUGAUCUCCGGAAACUCAUGAAAGCUCCGACGGUGGAAGGCUUUGUCGCCAGAAGAUCAAAGCUCAGUAAAUCCGUGUCGUUCCAGCGGAAGACCCUCGCCUCGCCGCCGCCGCCAGCUCUUCUGAACGAACUAAAGAGCUCGCAAGUUGAUGGCUCUGGCAACGGGGCUCCCCUUAUUACCUCUGUGUUGCCUUUAGUUCCGUCUAAAGAGUCAGCGAAGGAGAGUCGAAGCGCGACCACGGACGGAGUCAACAAACUUAUGGCAAAGCUUGGUUCCAUGGGGCUGGACGGGUCCCCGGAUACUCAGACUCAGGACCUAGUCUUAGGUGUCAGAAAGAUUCUGAGAGACAAAAUGGAUGACGUAGAAGUUGCUUGGGUACAGCGGGUGGAAGAACUUCAGCAGCAGGUGGCGGCGAGGGACGCGACCAUCCGACACCUGACCCACACCAUCUCGCGGCUCCAGGCGAGCGUGGGGGUAGAGCCCAGGAUAGCCGAGGGCAGCCUUCCCGCCGGAGAACUGGUUCCGUGCCCCUCCAUUAUUAGGUCGUCCUCGUCAGAUGCCAGCUCGGACGGUUCGGACGAUGACGAGCCCCUCUUCAUGAGGUGUAACUCCAUUGAGUCUAUCAUCCACCAGUCUCCCGAGGAGUCUCCCGAGGGCGGCCACGUGCCGCUCGGACCCCGACAAUCAUGGCCAAGGCAAGGUUCCGUGGAACAGGUCGGUCACAGAGCCCAUUUCACUAAGUCGCUCGACGAUCCCCGAACCCACGGCCAGAUCGUGCUUGAUAUCGGAUCCUCCACCGACGAGGAACUCUACUCCUUUGACUCGGAUGAGGACCACGUGAUCUAUGGGGACCUCAUGGGAGACCUUGAGGACAGCUUUGAGAAUGACUUGUCUGGCGCUGAGGAGGAGGACAUCUUCCCUGUGCUGGACGAGGAGGAAGAGGACGAGGACGAGGAUGAGUGUGAUGCUGAACAAGGGGACAGCGGCGAGGCAGAGCUCAGCUCACAAGAUUGGGAAGUCCAACUGCUCGCCAAACAGCUGGCGGAAGAGCAGCGAGGCGUAGCUCGACUGAUUGACCGGGAUAUUGCUGAGGGACGCCUUGACUCAGCUUUGGCAGAGCUUCACGAAGCUCUCGCAUCGGAUAACCUGGGACCUCUCAGUGAUAUUGAUCUUGCAAGGUUAGAGAAAGCUGUCAGACGUGAACGCGAGAAGUUACGUAGAUAUGCUCGUAUGUACAGCUUAGAUGAAAGGCCCGUGUUAGAGGAUCAGUUUACAUCACUAUAUCGCAGCCGAUCUCAACUGCUUCUCAACCGUAGCUCCGAGCUGUGUCGCGCCGGGCCAACUGAGAGGCGACUGUCACUCCUGCUGGAUCAGUUAACCAAGAUGCCCCCAGCAGAGCAGUUCCUCUUGGACCGCCUGGUGUACACCACUGCCCGAAGGCGAAAACUCUCUCGUCAACGAUCCCUUUGCGACGAACAACUCGCCUCUUACGAUACUGCCUGCACUCCAAUCAGUAAUAAAUCAAAAUUCUCCAUGUCUGCCCGCCGGUCGAUGAGCGUGUGCUCUCCACCUCCCGGAUCGGCUCCAACUCCCUUCAGAGAAACGCCUCCCCCCUCGGCCCCCACCUCCGCGCGGGGGUCCACGAGUGAGGGAGGUCCUCCCACGGUGUCGGCAAUGCUGGCUUCCUUGCAGCGCUCAGUGGUGGCCAUUUCCACCCGUGGUCGAGGCUCAACCAGUAGCCAAGGCUCUCACAAAGAAGGAGCCCCGCUUCUACGGCCACCUAGGUAACGCAGCAGUAGCAAUAUGAUGGUCAACUGACCGCAAGUCCACAGUAAUAAGUGACAGGAGCAAUAGCGGCAUUUGCCACAUCUAUCUGACUGCAACAAAACACUAAUCAAAAGUGUUCACAAGCUACAUGAUUAAGUUUUAUGAAAAAAAAAAAACAUAAACAGCUCAGUUUACUCAAUGUUGCAAUGCUUCAAACUGUAUAUCCUAAGUGAAACAAUUCAGUUAUAAAUAAAAGUAUUUGUUUUAUUAUUAUAUGGGCUGUUAUCAUAGAAAAUAAGCUGUUAUACUUCAUCCUCCCAUCAGCAUCAGAUCUGACUACAACUGCUACUGUUACAACUGAUAUUAACGAGACUGCUGCUCUAACGCGGUUGUUUGCUUAGGUAGAUAUAUCUCAAAGGGCUUCACAGUAUAGUAGAGUUUGAUUUCCAGUCACAACAAGCAAUGAAAUAUCCAAUUUAUUCCACAAUCGAAACUGCUCACGAAGAACUGUCAAGGCAGUAGCAGAAAAGCAUGAAAUCCCAACAUAUAACAUGAGGUUUUCACCAGCCUUCAGUAAACUACCUAGCCUACAACUGCGCCAGCUACAUCAACUCCCUCAGUUUUUGCACUUCUUAGCUUGAAUUGUAUUAUCACAAAUUUGUCUCUACAUACCAUACAUCCCUGUAGCCACUAAAGGACGUGGUUCCAGGAGAAAGGCUCGGGUAACAAGGACAUUUCUAAACAUAGAUUUCUUUCUCCUCCAUAAAAAAAUAGUGUUCUUCAUAAACUAGUCAUUUUUCAUAAACAUAUUUCAACAGUAUUUGGAAUAGAUUGUUGUUCCUUCUACUUGAUUUAAAUGAAUUAUGAAAAAAAAUAACACAUAUAAUACAAUGCUCAUAAGGCUUUGAGAUAUAUUAUCAGUGUAAAGCUUCCUACACAGUAUAUAAUACACUCAAAUCAUAGUUCUCUAUAUGCCAAGGAAACUACAAAUACUUUCCAUCCUCAUCCUCAUAUGUAUAUAUUUUAUACACAUGCACAUGCUACAAAUCAAAUAACUUUCAGACCCUUCAGCUGGAAUCUAAGGCAUGUAGUGUGUUAAGGAGGCCUUUGGCAUUCUACCAUUGGAGAAAGGAGACAGACUUUCAUUCCUGAAGUGGAAUUCAUCUCACUCUAUUUCCACCUUACUGACAGUUCCAUCUUAUCUGCAGUUAAUAUAGUUAAAUUAAUGUUAAAUUAAUGAUCAAAGGCUUUGUUGACAUGCCAAUAGAGAACAUGGUAAUAAAGAUAUAUACAUUUCCAUGCAUAUAAUGUACAUAUAUGAAAAAGUAAUAUGUUAAUUUAGAGAAAGAUUAUUUAUGAUGCUAAUUAUUAUGAAAUAUUUGCUUGCAGACUUCAAUAUUGUUUAACAUGAAUAUAAAUCUGUAUGAAAAAAUCCCAAUGUUACAUUUUCACCUACAAAAGAGAAAGUAUGUCAUUUAAGGUAAUUGUGACAGAUUUGCAGUAAAAAUAGAGGGAAAAAACAUCAUUUCAAAAUAAGACUUAUCCCAAGAGACACUUAGUGUACCGCACUUCCAAUCUUGUAAACCAAAAAUAUAACAUAAUUUUUACAUUGGAUAUCCGCAUAAUCUGUCACAAUAGUAUCCUUAAUGAGAACUUUCCUUGUUUGCGUAUUACCUGGCAAACUGUUGAAUUUGCUUUAUAAAUAUGUUGUUUUCUAUACUAUAUGUAAAUAUGGGAAAUAGAUUUAUUUCACUUACAUGGAGA
This is a messenger RNA of Penaeus chinensis, 9466 nucleotides long. RefSeq lists its product as uncharacterized. The transcript has 23 exons. Gene Ontology annotation, biological process: transmembrane transport; monoatomic ion transport. Gene Ontology annotation, molecular function: monoatomic ion channel activity; protein-containing complex binding. NCBI's taxonomy places the organism in Eukaryota, Metazoa, Arthropoda, Malacostraca, Decapoda, Penaeidae. Gene Ontology annotation, cellular component: membrane. Bases 1625 to 7723 code for a protein of 2032 amino acids. The record is from RefSeq and is a predicted model, not a curated record.